Molecule: messenger RNA, 1183 nt
Organism: Hipposideros armiger (great roundleaf bat)
Lineage: Eukaryota; Metazoa; Chordata; Mammalia; Chiroptera; Hipposideridae
Gene: CHLSN
Product: cholesin
Exons: 5
Coding region: 231-830 (199 amino acids)
Source: RefSeq, a predicted model, not a curated record
CGGGAGUGGCGGGAGAUACACGCGGAGGGCCUCGGCGUCCUUCCCCCGGGGUGGCCCUGCGGGUCGCCAGGACUGAGCUGCCGGCCGCCUCGGGCUUUCUGUCACGGCGCUUCGCGUGAUUCCCAUCGCUCUUCCAGCAACAGCGUCCAGGGGGCUCCCCCUGCGCGUCCGCACGCCCAGGCCACGGGUGAACUUGCAUUCCGAGGGGAGGGAUUGAAUGAAUCCGAGAGAUGGGGAUGGCAAAACAGAAGAGAAAAGUUACCGAAGUGACAGGGAAAAAGAAUAAAAAAUUGAAGAAGGCGUCAGCAGAAGAGAUACUACUGGCACCUGAUGCCACACAGGGCACCAAGGAAGCGCGUCCCGAGGGAGGAGCAGCGUGCAGGGACCCUGAGCUGUCCCCAGAGCUGUCCCCGGAGGAGAAGAGGGUCCUAGAGAGGAAGCUGAAGAAGGAGCGGAAGAAGGAGGAAAAGAAGCGCCUGCGGGAGGCGGGCCUGACCACGGCCCAGAGCCUGCCAGCCAAGCGCUCAGGUGCCCAGCUGGCGCUGGACUACCUGUGUGGCUGGGCCAAGAACCACGAAAACUGGAGAUUUCAGAAGACGAGGCAGACCUGGCUCCUGACGCACAUGUAUGAUGGUGACAAGGUCCCUGAGGAGCAGUUCCCCAUCCUGCUGGCCUACCUGGAGGGGCUGAAGGGCCGGGCCCGCGAGCUGACCGUGCAGAAGGCAGAAGCCCUGAUGCGGGAGCUGGACGAGGCGGGCGCUAGCGGCCCAGACUCCCUCCUGCUGGACAAGACCCAGCGCGUCCGGCAGGUACUGCAGCUGCUGUCCUAGGGCGGCCGGCGGGUGAGGACUGCCACACGGCGAAGGUGGCCCUGCAGCUGACCGCUCCUUCCAGCCGAGGGAACGUCUGCUGCUCUGCCAGGGAGCCAACCUUCCUGCCAGCUGUGGUCCAUCCGUGCUGGGCUGUGGGAAGCCCCCGGCUCUGGGCCCCGUGCAUCAGUCCAGGGUUCUCUCCUGUGCAGACUGCACAUUUCCUAGUCACCAGCCCGCCCUCACUGAGACUCCUGGGCUGUGUCCGUUCCAUGUCCUGCCUCCUUCCUCAGACCAUGGCACGGCCUCCUGCCCAGUUACAGGGAAAACCUGCUGUUUUCAAUAAAAGCAGCCCAGGUCGGCUGUGUCUCCUG